AUGGUCACAUGUACACCAAGUGCCUUGUCCACUAUAUCAUCUCUUCAUCACUCCGUGUCCCUUCUCUUAUACAAAAGCGCUUUUACAGGAGGUGCUAUACUUCUGUUCUUAUUUUGGUCAUGUGCUAUUUUUAUUUCCAUGUUUUUUGAUUUUGUGGGACUCAUUGCAAGUCUGUUUAUUGCAGUUUUCAGUUGUAAGAAUUGGAUGAAAAGACAUAGAAUUGUUUCUUCUGACAAGAUCCUCUUCAGCUUGGGCAUUGCCCGGUUUCUUAUGAUGGGACUGUUUUUCUUAAAUAUCUUCUGCCUCUCCGUCACUCCUGGUCUUCUCAGGUCAGUUCAUGCAACUACUUUCUUCUUGGUGUGCUGGAUAUUUUUGGACUUCUGUACUCUUUGUUUUGUGACCUUGCUGAACACUCUGUACUGUGUGAAGAUUUCUAACUUCCAAUAUUCAGUGUUUCUCCUGCUGAAACAAAAUUUCUCCCCAAAGAUCCCUGGGCUGCUGCUGGCCUCUGUGCUGAUUUCUGCCCUUAUUUCCCUCAUAUAUAUUGUGUUCAGACUGACUUCACCCUCCCCAAUACUCGUGGUUGGGAAAAAUGGCACAGAGUUAGGCCUGAAAGAGGAUAUUUUAUUUUUUCUGAUCUCCUAUGUUUUGAGCUCAUCUCUGCAGUUUAUCACAAAUGUGAUGUUGGCUUCCUUGCUAAUAUAUUCCCUGAGAAGACACAUACAGAAGAUGCAGCGAAGUGCUACCAAGUUUUGGAAUCCCCAGACAGAAGCACAUGUGGGUGCCAUGAAGCUGAUGAUCUGUUUCCUCAUCCUCUACAUCCCGUACUCGGUUGCCACCCUGUUCCUUUAUUUACCUUACUUUUUGGGGAUGAAUUUGAGAACCAGAUUCAUUUGUGUGGCACUUACUACCCUUUACCAUCCAGGACAUUCUGUUCUCAUUAUUCUCACAAACCCUAACCUGAAACACAAAGCAAAGCAGUUUCUUUGUUUCAACAGGUUCAGGGGUCAAUAG
Molecule: messenger RNA, 1014 nt
Organism: Sorex fumeus (smoky shrew)
Lineage: Eukaryota; Metazoa; Chordata; Mammalia; Eulipotyphla; Soricidae
Product: taste receptor type 2 member 4-like
Exons: 3
Coding region: 1-1014 (337 amino acids)
Biological process (GO): detection of chemical stimulus involved in sensory perception of bitter taste; sensory perception of taste; G protein-coupled receptor signaling pathway
Cellular component (GO): membrane
Molecular function (GO): bitter taste receptor activity; G protein-coupled receptor activity
Source: RefSeq, a predicted model, not a curated record